AUGGCUAUUUCGUUUUCUGAUUCACAUUUUUUAUUCUAUAUUUCCUUCCGUCUGUCCGUCAUUUUUCCUUCCUUCCUUCCUUCUUUCCUUCCUUCCUUCCUUCCUUGCUUCCUUCCUUACUUACUUUCAUCCUACCUCCUUUCCUUCCUUCCUUCCUCCCUUCCUUCAAUCCUUCCAUCCUUCCUUCAUUCUUUCUUUCCUUCCUUUCAUCCUUCCUUCCUUCCUUCCUUCCUUCCUACCUCCCUUCCUUCAAUCCUUCCAUACUUCCUUCAUUCUUUUUCCUUCCUUCUUUCCUUCAAUCCUUCCAUUCUUCCUUCAUACUUUUUCCUUCCUUCCUUCCUUCCUUCCUUCCUUCCUUCCUUACUUUCAUCCUACCUCCUUUCCUUCCUUCCUUUCUCCCUUCCUUCAAUCCUUCCAUCCUUCCUUCAUUCUUUCUUUCCUUCCUUUCAUCCUUCCUUCCUUCCUUCCUUCCUACCUCCCUUCAUUCAAUCCUUCCAUUCUUCCUUCAUUCUUUUUCCUUCCUUCCUUCCUUCAAUCCUUUCAUCCUUCCUUCAUUCUUUCUUUCCUUCCUUCCUUCCUUCCUUCAAUCCUUGCAUCCUUCCUUCAUUCUUUCCUUCCUUCCUUACUUCCUUCCUUCAAUCCUUCCAUUCUUCCUUCAUUCUUUCUUUCUUUCUUUCUUUCCUUCCUUCCUUCCUUCAAUCCUUGCAUCCUUCCUUCAUUCAUUCUUUCUUUCCUUCCUUCCUUCAAUCCUUGCAUCCUUCCUUCAUUCUUUCCUUCCUUCCUUCAAUCCUUCCUUCCUUCCUUCCUCCCUUCCUUCAAUCCUUUCAUCCUUUCAUCCUUCCUUCCUUCCUACCUUCCUUCCUUCCUUCAAUCCUUCCUUCAUUCUUUCCUUCCUUCUUUCUUUCUUUCCUUCAUUCCAUCCAUCUUUCCUUACUUCCUUCCUUACGCUCUUCCUUCCUUCCUUCCUUCCUUCCUUCCUUCCUUACGCUCUUUCUUCUUUCCUUCCUCCUCCCAUCCCCUUUCCUCCUUCCCUUCCUCCUUCCUUACUUUUUUUCCUUCCUCCCUCCUCCCUCCUUCCUUCCUUCCUUCCUUCCUUCCUUCCUUCCUGUUCAAAUCUUUCUAUAUCUUUGUGCGUGUGUACCUGUUAACGUGUGA
Acanthosepion pharaonis is the source of this 1155-nucleotide messenger RNA. NCBI's taxonomy places the organism in Eukaryota, Metazoa, Mollusca, Cephalopoda, Sepiida, Sepiidae. The record is from the annotation of a GenBank genome assembly.